UUUUAAUGUCUGAAAUUAUUUUUGAUAAACGAUACCGAAGUUUAUACAAAUGGAAGUAAAACAAGAAGAUAGUGAUGAGACGUGUCAAGCAGAAAUAUAUUAUCAUGCUGUUGAUGAUGGUCUUUUGGAUAUUUGUAAAAUUGAAGUUAAGGAGGAACCUAAAAGAGAAAGUACACAGGAUACAUUUGAUUAUGUAGCCUCAACGAAAAUUCCCAUAAAGACUGAAAUAGAACCGGCGGAACAUAAACUUACGUCAUUAGAAAGACGAACAAAUCCAAGCGUGAUGGGAUAAACUGUGCUUCUGCAAUCACCGGUAUAACUGUGAUCGUGAUUUUUACCUGUGAUUGUGAUUUAAAGCAAGGAAAUAGUUGUAUGCACAUGUAAAACUUUUCUAUUUUUAUUUGGCACUGGAGGCAUUUUUA
This is a messenger RNA of Diabrotica balteata, 422 nucleotides long. The record is from the annotation of a GenBank genome assembly. Lineage: Eukaryota; Metazoa; Arthropoda; Insecta; Coleoptera; Chrysomelidae.